AUGCCGGAGGUUCAGUUUUUAGGGCACACCAUAAAAUCCCACGGGUCGAAGCUCCUCCGUGUUCACAUGCACGACUGGUCGAUCCUCCUUGUCCUCGCAGCAAUAGAUGCUGGUUUAAAUGCAAUUGAACCGUUUCAUCGUUACGUCAGCUCCAAUAUAAUGACUUAUCUAAAGUAUCCUUUGAAAAUAUCAGACACUGUGCCUAUGUGGGCUGUUCCGAUAUUUGCAGUACUUUUGCCCUAUGUCAAAUUUCUCUUAUAUUAUUUCUACAAAAGGGAUGUUUAUGAUUUGCACUAUGCUGUUUUGGGUCUUCUAUAUUCUGUUUUGGUAACUGCAGUCGUCACGGAUUCAAUAAAUGAUGCUGUUGGACGACCUCGUCCCAAUUUUUCCUACCGGUGCUUCCCAGGUGGUGUAGGGGUAUUUGAUCCUCUGAAUGGGGAUGUUAUGUGCACAGGAGAUGUAAAACUUGUUAGAGAAGGAUAUAAAAGCUUCCCAAGUGGGCAUUCCUCUUGGUCAUUUGCUGGUCUGGGAUACCUCUCAUGGUAUUUGUGUGGGAAAAUAAAAUUGUUUGAUGGAAGAGGCCAUGCUGCAAAACUUUGCAUUGUUCUCCUCCCAUAUCUCUUCGCCACACUUGUCGCAAUUUCUCAUGUGGACGAUUAUUGGCAUCAUUUUAUGGAUGUAAUUGCUGGAUCAUUAGUAGGCCUAUUGGUAUCUUCGUUUUGCUAUCUGCAAUUCUUCCCAUUCCCACAGGACAUCAAUGGAUGGGCAACUCAUGUAUUUAUCAGAAUUUUGGAAGAAAAUGGUCUUCAUUCCUCGUAUAAGAGAGGGCAGUUGGGAUCCAGUUCAAGAAACGCCAGCCCAGAUUUAUUAGAUGAUGUAGAAAUUGGAAGAAGAUAUUGA
Messenger RNA from Olea europaea var. sylvestris, 900 nucleotides. RefSeq names its product lipid phosphate phosphatase 2-like. Gene Ontology annotation, molecular function: phosphatidate phosphatase activity. The coding region runs from base 1 to 900 and encodes 299 amino acids. Gene Ontology annotation, biological process: phospholipid metabolic process. NCBI's taxonomy places the organism in Eukaryota, Viridiplantae, Streptophyta, Magnoliopsida, Lamiales, Oleaceae. The transcript is spliced from 7 exons. The record is from RefSeq and is a predicted model, not a curated record.